Messenger RNA from Drosophila eugracilis, 2000 nucleotides. RefSeq names its product elongation of very long chain fatty acids protein (gene Elovl7). The transcript is spliced from 6 exons. The record is from RefSeq and is a predicted model, not a curated record. The coding region runs from base 385 to 1377 and encodes 330 amino acids. Gene Ontology annotation, molecular function: fatty acid elongase activity. Gene Ontology annotation, cellular component: endoplasmic reticulum membrane. Gene Ontology annotation, biological process: fatty acid elongation, saturated fatty acid; very long-chain fatty acid biosynthetic process; fatty acid elongation, monounsaturated fatty acid. Lineage: Eukaryota; Metazoa; Arthropoda; Insecta; Diptera; Drosophilidae.
CUUAUUUCAGUGUUUUUGAUUUGAAUGCAAACGGCCCAAGCUCGCCCAGUCGCUGUCCAGUUGUUGUCCAGUAAAGUCCAGCGCAGCAGUCGCAGCCGCAGCAUCAGCAGCCGUUUCCCCAAUAGUGAUGUAGAAACCAAAAAACCCUAUAAAACGAUGUGCGUGCGUGUGUAAAAUAAAAGAAACUCUGAAAAUCGACAAAUCUAAAAAAAAAGAAACGAACAAGGAUAGUGCGCUGAAAGUGAUAAAUCUUAUGCCAAAGCCGAGAAAAUCUCUGUAAAUUAGCCAAGUGGAUAUAUAUAAAAUACGUUCCCUUGUUUUAAUCGCAAGAUAAACCGAAUUCUAGUGCCUGAAAGCAGCGAAUACAAAAAGAAAUUACAAAAAAUGGAUUACCUCACAAUGUUCUACGACGGCUGGCGGGAUCUGAUGGACAACAAAUCGGAUCCGCGAACACGAGACUACCCGCUCAUGAGCUCCCCGUUCCCCACGAUAGCCAUCAGUCUGACAUACGCUUAUAUCGUGAAGGUACUCGGACCCAAGCUCAUGGAGAACCGAAAGCCUUUCGAGCUACGCAAAGUCUUGAUCGUCUACAAUGCAGCGCAGGUUAUCUUCAGUGCCUGGCUCUUUUACGAGUCCUGCAUAGGUGGAUGGCUGAACGGCUAUAACUUGCGAUGCGAACCCGUUAAUUAUUCCUACUCACCCAAAGCGAUUCGUACCGCUGAGGGAUGCUGGUGGUACUACUUCUCCAAGUUCACCGAGUUCUUCGACACCUUCUUCUUCGUGAUGCGCAAGCGGUAUGAUCAGGUGUCCACCCUGCACGUGAUCCACCAUGGAAUCAUGCCCGUGUCCGUCUGGUGGGGCGUCAAAUUCACCCCCGGCGGUCACUCGACCUUCUUCGGCUUCCUGAACACCUUCGUGCACAUCUUCAUGUACGCCUACUACAUGCUGGCCGCGAUGGGUCCCAAGGUCCAGAAGUACCUGUGGUGGAAGAAGUACUUGACCGUGAUGCAGAUGAUCCAGUUCGUCCUGGUUAUGGUGCACUCCUUCCAGUUGUUCUUCAAGAACGACUGCAACUACCCGAUCGGCUUUGCCUACUUCAUCGGAGCCCAUGCUGUGAUGUUCUACUUCCUCUUCUCAAACUUCUACAAGCGUGCCUAUGUGAAGCGCGAUGGCAAGGACAAGCCAGCUGUGAAGGCCAAUGGACAUGCCAACGGACACGUCAAGGCGCUGAAGGACGGCGAUGUGGCGCCCACCAGCAACGGCCAGGCCAACGGCUUCCACAACACCUUCUCGAAGUUCACCACGGACAUGUGCAAUCCGGCCCUGAACUCCUCGACAGCGAGACAGCGCGUGCUCGUGAACGCCGGCAACAAGUGAGCCCAGCCAGCCAACCAGCCAGCCAGCCAAACAUGAAACACACAUAAGCAUAAAUUAAUUACGCUACCAAUUAAAUUACCGUACAUUUAAAUUAAACGUAAGCAUAGGGAGUCCAAGCCUACAUCUAAGCCAAAUCGAAUUCGCAUCAAUAUCAAUUAAAGACAAGGAAACAAAAACAUUAUUUCAUGGACAAUCCGUGGUAAUCGCACGUAGGGAUCACACAUCGCUGGCAAACUGCUCAGUCUGCCGAUCGUUUCUCAAAACUAAAUUUAUAUCUAUAUCCAUAUAUCUAUAGCCCAAAAUACUUUCCGCAUCCCGUCAUCCAUGUGCAUGUACAUAGAUCGUUCAUAGCUGAUGAGAAUUUUAGUGGUACUCGUGGCGAGUACGGCGUUCAUCUUAUUUUAAUACCCUAAACUCCAUCCUUGUUGGGGAUGAGGCAAUGGUCACUUAAGAUUCCAUUGUGCGUCCUUCACGGUUAUCCGCUUUACAUAUCUAUCGCUCUAUAAUUUGUAUUUCUGGUUAUGCAAGCGACGCUUUUUAAUACGUGUAUAUUAUUUCUAUGGAUUGUUUUGAACAUAAGAAAUGUGUUUUUAUUUUAUAAAUAAAUUCGAGAUUAAAACCUA